AACUGUCCUCUACCUCUCAUGAUGAUGACGGUCUUCUUGACAUUUUGAAGUAGAACUGCAGUCACUGUUGCUAUGGAAAUGACUCAGAUCGAUUUGCAAUUUUAAUGUGGUAUUAGAAUUAGGGGGAGAAGCCAAGAGCAAAGUAAAAAACAAAACAAACAAAAAAACAUGUCUGUUUAUUACAGAGUUGCGAUUGGAAACCCGGAUAAUUUGAGAAAUACCAAAGGCAUUUGUUAUACGCAGGGGACUCCGGUAAUGUAAAAGUACACUUUGUUGUGCGCUGUGUAACUUAAAUAAAAUCGACUAAAUUGGUAAACGGAUAUCUUCUCACCUGCUGAAAACUCCACCAGGAAGGGAAAAAAAAAAGUUUUCAGCUGUAUACCCAAUGGAUAUACCGGUAUAUAAAAGGUGCACUAGUUUAUAGCAAUGAGAUUCGUGUUCCCAGAAAGUAGAGAAAUCAGCUUGGUAUUCCUUGUAAAUAAUACAAGUAAAUAAAAUGGCCUCUCCCGAUUCCUAAUGCUAACCUCAACCACAGCAGUCCUAUUGUAAUGAUUUACAAUGAAUUCGGAGCCGACAGGGUCAUAUGCUGUUGAAGAUGCACACAUGUAGGUAUCAUUUAGCUAUAGAAGUGGGUUACUCAGCUCUUGCAUGGAUGUACAGCACUACUUUCACUGUUUUGGGGUCAAAUGUGUGUUUGCAUUGGUAUUUUUUGACAUGCAGAAUUCAUGAAAAUGCAAACUGACAGGUAUUCCAGAUUCGGUUCUGUUCUGAUGGAUACAAUCCGUCUAGAAUGCCAUUUAGAGAUGGUGCUGCUGAAUGUGAAAAAGAUGUUUGCAAUCCAUUAUUCAAACUGUAGGAGACACUAGGACUUGCAGCUAAAAAUAUGCCAUUGUUGCUAUGGAAACCCACCCAUAUACACGUCGGAGAAUCUGUGGCUAAUUCAUUCUCUUCGUCUGUCUCUUUCGUUGGCUGGGUCCAAGGCAUGUGUUAUUUUGAUGAAAUAAUUAUUACGUUCAGUGCUAUCAAGGGUUUAUAAAAUUUGUGAUGUCUGCCAGUGCUAACGGUCUAGUCCACUGUGGACAGCAGAGAUUUGACUGCAAGGUGUUUCAGUUGUUCUGGAGGGAUACAUGCAUAUAUUACCCCUCCAUUAACGCCUUAUUCUUUGUAGGGGAGGUAGAAAUCGGUAUGGACGCCUGUGCUGAAUGACCCAUAAGGACUGGCACAUGUGACACAACAGAGUGUGUAUAGGGGGACUCUCUGAGCCUUGCAGAAGGAGGAGGGAGAGAGCUGUGGACUAGGCUGGGCUUGACUCUGGGUGUGUCCGAGGCGAUGGUAAGGGACGGCAGGCGUAAUCGCACUGAACGGAGCCUGCGCUGUUGACGAGAGAAAGCCAGGUGGAAUGACGGUGGCUGGCGCAGAUAAGUUCCGCUGGCAGAGCCUUGCGCCACUGCCCAGCGGACGGGUCUACCACUCCCUGGUGGAGGCGGGGGGGCAGCUGUUUGUUGUGGGGGGGUGCGAUGAGAGCGGGCACCCGAGGAGUGCCCUGGAGCUGUAUUGCCCCGAGGUGGACCAGUGGAUCAGCCUGCCUCCCAUGCCCACACCCCGGGCAGGGGCAGCCACAGCCGUCUUGGGCAAGCGGCUGGUGGUGGUGGGAGGCAUGGGGCUAGACCAGCGCCCCCUUAAGACAGUAGAGGUAUACAACACAGACGAAGGCAAGUGGAAGAAGAGGAGCUCUCUGAGGGCGGCAGCUAUGGGAAUCUCCAUGACUGUGAAAGACGGCCGGGUGAUUGCAGCAGGAGGCAUGGGGGGCGACCUGUACCCCCAGAGCCUCCUCCAGCAGUAUGACCUCCGCAAGGACGUGUGGGUGACCCUGCCACGCAUGCCAACCCCCCGCUAUGACACCACCACCUUCGUCCAGGGCUCCAAGAUCUACGUGCUCGGGGGACGCCAGUCAAAGCGCUCAGUCGCCGCUUUUGAGGCAUUUGACAUGGAGAGCCGCUCGUGGGCCCCCCUUCCCAGCAUCCCCAGCAGGAGGGCCUACUCCAGCAUGGUCCUGGAUGAGGGGGGGAGACUGUACUGCCUGGGGGGGCUCCGGCAAGGGGGGGGCCACCAGCGGCCCAAAUUCACCAAGAACAUCAACAUCUUCGACAUCCAGAAAGGACUCUGGCUCAAGGCUGAGCGUUCUCUCUCAAUGAAGACCAAGCGUGCUGACUUUGCAUCAGGCUACCUGCACGGGAGGGUUAUCGUGGCUGGGGGCCUGGGUAACCAGCCCACUGUGCUGGGCUCUGUGGAAGCUUUUCUUCCAGGGAAGAAGAAAUGGGAACUCCUAACCCCCCUCCCUACCCCCCGAUGCUCCUCCUCCAGCAUCAUUUUCCAGGACCGCCUCCUGGUGGUGGGCGGGGUCAACCAGGGCCCAAGCUGCGCUGUGGAGGCAUUGAGUGUGCAGGAGGGGGAGGGGCCUUGACCUGCACUGCCCCACCCCUUCACUCUCACACGCCUUCCCUGUCGGAACACUGCUAAGCUGUAGUUGAAGAGGACUUGCGUUCCCUGCCUUUUAUAAAGACCUGUACAAACAGUGGCUGAGCUGAGGCCCCAAUA
Molecule: messenger RNA, 2598 nt
Organism: Polyodon spathula (Mississippi paddlefish)
Lineage: Eukaryota; Metazoa; Chordata; Actinopteri; Acipenseriformes; Polyodontidae
Product: kelch domain-containing protein 8A-like
Exons: 6
Coding region: 1400-2464 (354 amino acids)
Molecular function (GO): protein binding
Source: RefSeq, a predicted model, not a curated record